Molecule: messenger RNA, 1513 nt
Organism: Paramecium sonneborni
Lineage: Eukaryota; Ciliophora; Oligohymenophorea; Peniculida; Parameciidae
Source: the annotation of a GenBank genome assembly
AUGAUAGUUGAAAAAAAAAUAUCAGGAGAAAUUUUUGGUAUAACAAUAAGCAGAAACUCAUAAAAAGUGUUUUUUUUGUUGAUGGGACAUAAAUAAAUAAACCUUGGUUAGAUGAUCAAUUUCUAUUUGAGAAUUAAAUUAGAGUAUUUUGGAAUUCUGAUGGAAAAUACUUACUAGGGUUAGUUCCUUAUUAGAAUCAACAAAUACUAAUAUUUUGGUUAAGAAGAAAACAUGAGUAGGCUAUUUGAGUAGAGUUUAAUAAAGGCAAUAUAUUUUAGAUUAAAGAUAGAAAGUUUUCAUUUGACAGUACAAAAUAAUUUUCGGUUUUCAUGGAAUUUAAUCAAAAUAGAGGAAGGUAUAUUCAAUAAGUAAAGUUCAAAAAAUAUUAAUGAUGGUAUCCUUUGCAAAUUUAUUUAUAUGGUUAUUUGUUUCAACAUUUAAAGAAUCCACAAGAAGGAUGAAUAUCCAGUAACCUAAGAAUUUGUUGACAAUUAUAAAUAAUAAUUAAUAUUUUACAAAAUGAAUUUUUCAAAUGAAAAUAACUCUUUGGGAGGUUACCUGAUAACCAAUAAUAAAAGGAAAUAAAGGUUAGAGAAAUUAUCAAUUCAAAUCAAGUUCACAUAAGAUCAUUAAAUUGUAUAUUCAAAAGAGGGAGCAAUUUUAAGGAUGUAAAAAUUAUUGACGAGUAAUAAAAGAGAUAAAGUUUGUGAUGCUUUCCAGAAUCCAGAAAUAUUUAAUAAUCUGGAUUAUAUCCAUUAUCUUUUUUGGUAAGGUUAAUACUGUAAGAACAAAAUGAAGGUUGGCAAAUGGAUUGUUUUUUGGGAUAAAGUAUUUGUGAAAAAUGUCGGUGGAUAUUAUAAGGAUGGAGAAAAGCAAGGAAUUUGGAUAGAUCUAUUCUUAAAUUAUUAGAAGUAAGAUAUUAUUACAUGACCUUUUGUUUAGUUAAGCACAAAUUUUCACAUCUGGAGAAUAUUAUAAUAACUUUAAAAUGGGUUUUUGGAAAUAUAUUUAUUAAGAUAAGAUGAUGUAAUUAUCUAAUUAAUUGUUUAGCGGUGGUGGAUACUAGAAUAAGUUUGGUUAAAAGUAAGGUAAAUGGAUUGAGCUAGAUGACGGAUUUUGUAAUUCGAAAUAAGUCACUUUUGAAGGUGAAUAUAAAAUGAAAGGUAUGAAGGUAGAUAGAUGGAAUAUAAUGUAUUGCUUUCAAGAAAAAAUGGAUUUAAAGAAAUGUAAAUAUUUUUCAAUUAUAAGGAAUGUAAUAUUUAUUUAUAGUGGUGGUGGAUCAUAUUAUUAACUAAAGGAAUAGAAAAAGAUAGGGAAAUGGGUAGAAUUGGAUGAAGGAUUUUAUGAUUCAAAAUAAGUUACUGAUAAUGGCGAAUAUAACAAAGAAGGUAUGAAAAUAGGAAGAUGGGAUAUUAAUUUUUGCAAAUAUAAUGAGUCGCAUUAUAGAACAAUGUAAAUUUUCAUUAAGAAUAAGGGAUAUAAUAUUUGUAUUUAGUGGUGGUGGAUCAUAUGA